Molecule: messenger RNA, 594 nt
Organism: Schizosaccharomyces japonicus yFS275
Lineage: Eukaryota; Fungi; Ascomycota; Schizosaccharomycetes; Schizosaccharomycetales; Schizosaccharomycetaceae
Product: 40S ribosomal protein S11
Exons: 1
Coding region: 51-512 (153 amino acids)
Biological process (GO): translation
Cellular component (GO): ribosome; cytosolic small ribosomal subunit
Molecular function (GO): structural constituent of ribosome
Source: RefSeq, a predicted model, not a curated record
CACACCAACACAUUGGCCCUCCCAUCCACACACGCUCCACAACAUCCAGGAUGGCUACUGAACUUGUCGUGCAGAGCGAGCGUGCUUUCCAAAAGCAACCUCACAUCUUCCAGAACGCCAAGAAGACCGUCGGCCGCCGCCGUUGGUACAAGGACGUCGGUCUGGGCUUCAAGACCCCCGCUGAGGCCAUCCGCGGCGAGUACAUUGACAAGAAGUGCCCCUUCGUUGGUCAGGUUUCCAUCCGUGGCCGUAUCUUGACUGGCACUGUCGUUUCCACCAAGAUGCACCGUACCGUGGUCAUCCGCCGUGAGUACUUGCACUUCAUCCCCAAGUACAACCGUUACGAGAAGCGUCACAAGAACUUGUCCGCUCACCUCUCGCCCGCUUUCCGUGUCAACGAGGGUGAUGUUGUCACUGUCGGUCAAUGCCGCCCCCUCAGCAAGACUGUUCGCUUUAACGUUCUCCGCGUCGUCAAGCAUUCUGAGGGUCCCAAGCAAUUUGGCAGGUUUUAGAUAAUGCAGUAAGAUAAUUGGCAUCAGGAGUGCGACUGGGGAUGAUGGGGACCGGCUUGCUUAUGGCCAGGUUGUAGUAGUC